AUGCGUUUUAGCAAGAGGCUCGCUCUAGCAAUGCAGGAGGGCAGUUUGCCGUACCUCUCUCAGAAGACUAUAAAGCAUCACUUGGUGGGACUGGAGAAACUAGCCAAGACCUUCGCCCGGCAAAAUGAGCUCUUGGGCACCGAGUCGUUGGCUUCUCUUAUCAUUUUCGUGAACACUGAGCGGGCCAGGUAUGGCAUACCCCAAAGGGACGUUCUAUUGACUUUAGAGGAAAUACGGUUCCAAGAUGGUGAGAUGUUUAGUGUUGUGGAUCGGGACAUUGAGUGCAUCAAGGGAGCGAUAGAGGAGCUGGAACUGUCUCUCAUGCACGAGAUAUCACAGUGGAUAACGAAGGCUAAUCACGGUGGACUGCUCUUGACCGAGCGGCAAGUUGAAUGUGCUCCUCAGAAAAAUGGCCAGAGGUUGGCUCAAGCAUUGGUGUCGUAUCAUGUAAGCUCUCUCGGGACUGAAGCUGCAUGCUCAUGGGUCGAAUCGUAUGUGAGGAGUUACUGCAACUUUCAUGAACACCUCGCUGAGCUGAUGAACUACAUUGACGUCAAUUUGGCUGGCUUCCGGAAGCUCCUCAAACGGCACGACAAGAACAUUCCUAGGCUCUUCCAUGCUAGGAGUACUCCCUUCCUUGGGUGA
Molecule: messenger RNA, 645 nt
Organism: Perkinsus marinus ATCC 50983
Lineage: Eukaryota; Perkinsozoa; Perkinsida; Perkinsidae
Exons: 5
Coding region: 1-645 (214 amino acids)
Source: RefSeq, a predicted model, not a curated record